Messenger RNA from Brassica oleracea var. oleracea, 1821 nucleotides. RefSeq lists its product as uncharacterized. The record is from RefSeq and is a predicted model, not a curated record. Bases 290 to 1450 code for a protein of 386 amino acids. The transcript has a single exon. NCBI's taxonomy places the organism in Eukaryota, Viridiplantae, Streptophyta, Magnoliopsida, Brassicales, Brassicaceae.
AUAUUUCUUUUAAAUACCCAAAAUUGAUGUUAAUUUACUUAAAUAAAAGGCUAAUUUUCCUAAAUUAGUGGAGAGUCUGACUAUCAUUAAAGCGACAUCCAAUUGAGAUUCUGUCUAUAUGGAAAUUUAUUUUAUUUCUUAUUUUUAAUGGAAAACUUGGUGGCCAAGUUGCUUGCUCUGUAAUUAUAAAAGGAAUUAGGUGGGGAUAAUGUGAACAUCUCUCGAGUUACGGUUCUUUCUUCUUCUUCUUCUUCUUUGUUUUGUUUCAUUUUAUUAUUGUUUAAAAUUCAUGUCUCUCCUUCUCGGCUACUCCCCGAAGCUCUUCAUUCGGAAACCUGUGUUGGUAAGAGCCUCUGGUGGCGGCUCUUCUUCCAUGGUGCAAACCCCUCCUUGUUUCAUCCAUGGCGCGGAUCCUUGUGGGGCAGAUCAUGUAUUACUCGAAUAUGCAUAUUCUAUGAAAAAUCAUCCUAGAUUGAGAAAAAAGGCGCCUGAGCAGCUAGUGUAUAACGAUGCAGAGGUAACAACAAUCGGGUCCUCUCAUGGCUGGGUAGCUUCUUUGAUGCAUGGCGUUGGCACUCUGCGUCUCCAUGAUGAUCUAAACCCGGUUGCAUCUGAUGCAAAUCCAAAACGCAUCUCCCUGCCUCCUCUUGUAACUGUGCCUCAUUGCCAAACCCAAAUCGUCACCAACGUGUCCUUGUCCUCACCGUCUCCAGAGGACGAAGAUUGUGUCGUGGCUGUCAAGUUCUUGGGACCCCAACUCAGCUACUGCAGACCCUCCUCUGCUCUAGGCAGCAAGUCCAAGUGGUUCAACAUCAGGAUCGCAAACCCUAGCUUCUUCUCCUCCCGUGUCAUGUUUUCCGAGAAACUUAACAUGUUUCGCAUACCUGGAGCUGGAGGCCAACUCAUUGGGUCAUGGGAUCUCUGCAAAGACCAGCACACACCCGAGAUUCUGGUGUUGCGAUAUCGUAACCUUCCCGAGCUGAGCGAAGCAGAACGUGAGGUUAUGGAUACCUGUUUCACCACCGAACACUUGGUGGAAUCACAAUCCACAGGUGAAACCUUUUUGGUCAAGUGUUUCAGAAAGAGCGUGAACGGUGGUACCAGUUGGGAAACAAAAGCUGUAAUGGUGUUUAGGGUACUUCCCUUGGGAAAUGCAUUGUACACUCGCCACCUUGGAGAUCUCACCAUUUUCAUCUCAAAGUCUGAAGCAUUCUGUGUCCGUGCAAGCUCUUUUCCUGAUGUGAGACCUAACGAAGUCUAUAUCUUGGAGGACACCGAGAUUGCAUUUUUCAGGCUUGCUGAUUCUGACAUCUCAGGUUAUACGAAAAGAGUCGUGGCCCCUUACUUUAUUCCACCUCAAAAUAUAGAAUAUCAAGUUUGGGAUUGGGUUGAGUCUAGAGUCUGUCUUCUCUUUAAAAGCUUUCAGCCAUCAAAAUAUAAUCCGUUUUAGUUUACUCUAUGUGAAAAUAGAGUUUCAGUUAAGACAACAUUAAUUACUAUCUCAAUAACUUACAACGUACACUUGUGUGAGUAGAUUCUUGAAAUAAAACUCUAGAAGAAGAAGAAGAAGAUGAUGAUGAUCAUCAUCAUCUGGGGUUUCUUAAAGUUUUUGCAACAACAACAACCAACUGUUAUUACCUGCUGCAGGAGAAUUGGGUAAUGAUGAUCUUGAUUUAGCUGAUCUUGAUUUAGAGAAAAUGUUUGAAUUUUUGAGCAGCGAUGAGUUUGCGGUAAUUUGAAGAGAGUCCGGUUUGAUCCCGGAUCAGUUUUUUUUUUCUCAGAUAAGAGAAAACUGAUGCAACUCAAACAUGUCAAGCUUCU